Molecule: messenger RNA, 1878 nt
Organism: Patiria miniata (bat star)
Lineage: Eukaryota; Metazoa; Echinodermata; Asteroidea; Valvatida; Asterinidae
Exons: 4
Coding region: 1-1878 (625 amino acids)
Biological process (GO): DNA integration
Molecular function (GO): nucleic acid binding
Source: RefSeq, a predicted model, not a curated record
AUGGACCCUGAGUCUAUUAGCAAGACGGCAUUCCGGGUUCCAUUCGGUUUAUUUGAGUACACACGUAUGCCGUUUGGAUUGGUAAAUGCACCCGGGACCUUCCAGAGAGUCAUGGAAAUGUGUUUAGGAGAUAUGAACCUCUCAGAAUUGUUGAUCUACUUGGAUGAUAUCUUAGUAUUUUCCCCUACAGUUGAAGAUCAUGUCGAAAGAUUGGACAAGGUUUUUGGGAGGUUGGCCGACUUUGGACUGAAGAUUAAGGGCGAAAAGUGUAAGUUGUUCCGCAUUGAAGUUUCCUAUCUGGGACAUGUGGUUGGAUCCAAGGGCGUUUCUGUGGAUGAUGACAAAAUCAAGAGAAUCCAAGAGUGGCCGGUACCUCAGACAGCGGCUCAGCUACGGUCUUUCCUUGUUCUGGCGGGGUACUACCGUCGUUUUGUUCGUGACUUCUCAAAGAUCGCGGCCCCACUACAUGCAAGGGUCCCCUCAUUGGUAAAAGGUAGUAAUAAAUUCAUGGCUCAUAAUUUCAUCUGGAGUUCAGAAGCACAGACUGCUUUUGAUACUCUUAAGGAGGCAUUGACGCAGUCACCUGUGUUGAGUUAUCCCGACUUUACGCGUCCGUUUGUGUUAGAAGUAGAUGCCUCUCUGCAAGGGCUUGGGGCCUGUUUGUGCCAAGAUGAUGAAGAUGGCAAGAGACACCCAGUGGCUUAUGCUAGCCCAAAGUUAGGCGCAUGCGAAAUGCGCUGGGUUGCGCAGCUAGCAGCUUUCACAUUCGAGGUAAAGUUCAGGUCGGGCGUGAGUAACCGUUGUGCAGAUGCCCUUAGCCGUUACCCUGGUCAUUUCUCCCCCGAGGAGACCGAAGAGCUGGCAGUUACGGUUGCAAGGGCCUUACGAGAUCACUGGUUCACUAAAUUUGGCAUUCCACAUCGGUUGCAUAGUGAUCAGGGGCGUAACUUUGAAGGAGAAGUGGUCAGAGAACUAUGCGCGCUGUAUGGUGUAAAGAAAACUAGAACUACACCGUAUCAUCCGGAAGGCAACGCUCAGGCCAAGCGAUUCAACCGUACCAUGUUUGGGCUAAUCAGAUCAAUAGACGAGCCUGAGCGGCGGAAGUGGCCAGCUAUGCUUCCUCACCUUGUAUUCGUUUACAACACAACCCCACAUUGUACAACAGGUAUAGCACCUUACACUCUGAUGUUUGGGCGAGAGCCCGCCAUUCCCUUAGAUCAGAUGCUAGGUCGGUCCAACAGUAGCUGGGGUCAAGACUUUGUUAAUGAACAGUCCAAAUUGUUGGGCAGGGCUUGGGAUCUUGUUCGAGACCGGGUAGUCAAGAGAUCUAACCAGAAUAAGAUGGCAUAUGACUCUAAAGCUAAUGUAAAGCCCAUUAGUAUUGGCGCGCAGGUUUUGAAAAGAAGAUGUGCCUUCAGUGGCCGCCACAAGCUGCAAGAUAAGUACGAGCAUGACCCCUAUGUGGUGACUUGGGUAAAUGAACACAGGGAUGUGUAUAAAAUCCGUCCAAUAACAGGGGGACCAGAGGUGCCUAUCAAUAGGAAAUAUUUGCGCAUAGAUCCCACGACCGAGAGUGAUCCCGACUCUGAUAAACAUAGCGACGAAUCAGAUGACGAUUCGGAUUGGGAGUUUGCCCCUGAACCCAUAGAAAACCUUGGAGGGGUUGGCAAUGAAGAAGUAGGGGAGCCACGUUGUGGCUCUGAUGAGCCAUUGCCCAUGCAUUUUGGGAUUGGCUGGCGUGUGUUUCCGGAGGGCUCGGUGGAUCUGCAGGUGGACCUCGUCAGCGAUGGACUUGUAAAGAUGACAGAGGCUGAGCUUGGUGCACUGGAUGAUCUCUUUGACUGCGAUGAUUUGAGGAAUGGGGCAAAGUUAACCUAA